Molecule: messenger RNA, 9291 nt
Organism: Neltuma alba
Lineage: Eukaryota; Viridiplantae; Streptophyta; Magnoliopsida; Fabales; Fabaceae
Product: serine/threonine-protein kinase ATM-like
Biological process (GO): DNA repair
Molecular function (GO): protein serine/threonine kinase activity; protein binding
Source: RefSeq, a predicted model, not a curated record
CAUGGCCUUUUCUUAUUUCUUUGCUCAUCCAAUGUACUUCGUCGGAAAUAUCCUUAAGUAAGCGGCGAAUGCCAAAAAUGAUUUAUGCAAAGACUCUUAGAGUGGUUGUGCAACGAGCAGAAGAUGCUAAGUAUUCAGGUAAAAUGCUGCCUUUAUCACAUGUGGUUAAAUCCCUUUUCAACCACGUUUGGGAUGUCUUGAGCAAUGUCCCAAGCUUUCAGUCAGAAUAUGGGAUUAUCCUUCGGCAUCUAUUGGCGGUCAAAGAUUAUAGUUUGCAAAUGAAGAAGUGCAUUUACCGAAAUUUGGUGCUUCUUUACAUUGAGAAUGUUGAAACAAGCUUGAGCGGGAAUAUUAUUCAUCACAUUUCAAAGGAGGAGGUUUUUCGGUACAUCCUGACACUUCAUUCACUUCUUGAAAAUCCUCCUGGUGACUACCCUAAUAAUGUCAGGGAAGACAUUAUCAAGGGGUUUGUCAAGAUAUGCUCUUAUAUCAGGGAUGAAGGAAAGAUUUCACGCAAGCUUGUUGAGUGUAUUAAUACAUAUUUGUUGAAUGAUGGCCCAAAUUUGGGCUGUCGAUUGUUGGAGAUCCAUAAGGCGUUGCGGCAGUUUGUGUUCCGCUUCUGGCUGACAACACACGAUCGAGUUCUUAAGGAUGCACUUAUGUUCUAUGCAAAGUUACAGUUAAAUUUACUGAGGAGUGUUGAUGAUGAAUGUUCAUUGGUAGAACAACUUCUGGAUGUGGUUUGUAAAGAUCUUGAUCAGGGCAGUAUGUCUAGUUCUUCCAUUCCUUGGGGUGAUGGUAAUAAAGACGAUAGAUUUGGAGCCUUGAGUAGCUCACACUGUGGAUUGGUGGAACUUGCAGCUGUUAUAUUUUAUAGGGCUUGUCUCAAUACAACACAAGCCGUACUAACUGAAAAACGAGUUAAGAAGGAGCCUCCUGCUGUGCUUCUACGGGAUGCACUCAUGAAUGGUAAAUGGUUGUGGAGUGCUGCAUUUUGCUAUCUCACUCGAAACUACCAUUCCCGCAUUAGCAAGGAUCUUUUCUUGUACUGGUUUGAAGGCAUUUGGAUGAGCUUUGACAGAAUUCUGAAUUCUGCAAAUCUGGAGCGUGCUUAUGAUGGAUUGUUGUGGACUCUGCGGUGUUUGCAGGAGCUUUCCUUGGUCCUGUUGCAUCCAAACAAAAUGCUGGAGAUCUCAUCUACGCCAUCUUCUACCUUAAAUGAGUUCGUUAAUGGCUGGCAACUAAUCUGGAGUACCACAGUGCAUGGGUUGCCAAUAUACAGCAAUAUAACUACUAUUGUUGAUGCUGCUUUGGUACUUCUUGGUAACUUAACCUCCAAUGAUCUAAUAAAUGCAUGUGUGAUACCUCAAGAUGUUUGGGAUCUACAAUUAUUUAAAAGGCCACCAUCAAUGUCAACCCUGUAUUUCUUCGUAUGUUACUUUUUGAGGAAGAAUUCUCAUAUUGACCUCCGAGAUAUUUUGUAUUUAAGGAAGAACCUUCUGAGAGCAGCUUUGAGCCAUCUUAAUUGGAAGGGACCUGUAACAUUAAAUGAACAGAUGGUUUUAUUGCUCCCUACUGCUGUGUAUGCUCUUUGUACUGGUCAUGCUCCUUUUACAAAAUUCUUUAAAGAUUUUCCUUUGUUGUCCUACUCUUUGGAUAUUGCUGAGGCUCUAGAUGACUGUCAUAAGAUGGAAAACCCUAAACUCCAGAGUCUACAUGAUUUUUUGGAUUGCUCUGUGGAAGCUCUAACCAAGAUUGACAGCGGUUCUAAAGUUGAGGUUUUCCAACCGCUAAAUAAUCAUCUAGUACAUCUUCCUCGGGAAAUACGUGAUCAGCUAUUGCUUGAAAUGGAGACCUUCAUUCUUGGCUCUCUAGUGACAGAGGAGAUUAAAGAGAGACAAUUACCUGAUGUUUUCUUCUUUUGUUCUCUUGUGGCAAACUUACUCUAUGGGUCAUUUUCCGCUUGGAAAACAAAUGUUGCAUUUCUCUCAAAAUUAAGCCAGUACCUGCUAUCGAUGCUUGAUUAUGCUGUCAAUAUUAUUCAACAAGACAAUGAUUUCCGGUCCCUCAGUUGCCUAAGUAAUGAUUCUACCUGUGAUGAAAGGAGAUCUAUUGUUGCUUCUAUUCGGAGCUUUCUUUCUUCUCCUCUAUUUAAUGAACGGAGAUAUCAAAAUGCAAUGGGGUUUUCCUCAUUAGGAGAGAUAAUCCAGUAUCUAGAGAGACUUUUGAAAGCACUUGUUAGAUUAUAUGAAGAUUAUUCUCAGCGUAUAAUCAACCUCCAGUAUGAGACAAUUGUGCAAGACGUAGCUGCAACUGAUGGUAUUCAAAGUUCUUCGCCAUGUGAUAGCAGCAAAACUAGGAUUAUGGAUGUGGAAUUGGAUGUUAACCAUGGUUCUGGAGAUGUGGAUAUAUUGACAGCUGGAAAAAAUGCUACCAGUGGCAUUGCAUUUUCUGCAGAGAAAUGGAAAAUGGGCAUGAUAUCACUUAUUUCCUGUUUCUUUUGUGUUUCACAAGUUAUUACAUGGGAUAUGCUGUUCAAUUUAUUGGAGAAUGAAUCUGAUCUCAAGGUGAGAGGAAAACUAUUGUACCAUCUCUGUCAGCAUCCUUACUGGUCAUCUUGUACAAAGUUUGUUCAAUUGGUUAAUCUAAUGAAUGAUAUGAUUGAAGAGCAUGUUAAAAUGAAGGUUGAUUGUGAUAAUGUACUGUCUGCUGCCCAUGGUUUACUAUCCACUUUGUCAUCACUGGAUGCAGCUGGUAAAAAAAACUGUGGCCUAUAUUUGAGGGAAGAUGAAACUGAACAGUGCUUUCUAUUACUAGGAAAUUUGGUGCAGAACCUUGCUGAAUUGGAUCUUGAUUGGAUUGGACGCAUGAAACUGGUAGAUUGCAUCUGUGAUCUUGUUCUUCUAAGUCCCCAAAUUGGUCAGACAAUGAUAGAGAGGUUGCUUAUGAUGCUCCAAGACAUGGAUUUUCGAGUAAGGUUAUUCUUGGCAAGAAGGAUUGGUGUUCUUUUCCAGACAUGGAGUGGUCAUGAAGAGCUAUUCCAGGACAUUUGUUCAAAUUUUGGUUUUCCAUUGGUGAUUUAUUCGAAAGGAAAAAUUGUCACAGCAAAGGAGGUACUGGCUGCUGGUUGUCAGUCUGAAACUGCAGUGGAAACCGUCAUCCUUACUCUCAUGCAUCUUGCUUUGCAAAGUGACAAGAUAGAAUUGGAGGCCGUGUUUAUGAUAUGUGUGGUUUCAGCCAUGGACCCUUAUCAUAGGGAAUUGGUGUGCGCCAUACUCGACAAUCUUUCUAAAGAACUCCAGUACCUGACUAGAACGAAGUACUUGGAGGAGCUUUUGGGACCUAUCCUAUUUUGUUGGGUUGCUUGUGGGGUCAGCUUAGUUGCACUUGUUGAGGCAAGAAAUCUUUUUGUGCCAGAUGCUGAACCGGAUCAUUUUCUUCAGUAUUGUUGUCAUUGGCUUCUUCCCUCCUUCCUACUCCAUGAAAACAGUUCUGACCUCAAUUGGGUUGCCAAGGUUACUUGUCAACCAUUGACAGUUCUCAUAAAAAAUCAUUUUGCGUCCAUAUUUUCAGUUUGUAUGGCUUUGCAUUGCAGCAAGAAGGCUGGAUCAGAAAAGGGAAUGCACGUACUUCAGAGCUCCAUUCUGUAUUUUGCUCAGAUGUCUGAGGAUGAACGGGACAAUCUGAUAAAGAGAAAUAUGGUAUCUAUCGUCAGCAACAUUUUAUCUUUGUCCUCUUGUUCACCAGACCCUGUAGUACCUUUCUUUUCCAGAGAGAUUGUGUCAAAUGCAAUUCAAACUGUUGUUGAUGGUUUCAUUGAGAUGGUUGACAAUCAUACAAAUGCUGGCAUUGCUGACAAGAUUAACAUUUUCCGUCCUGAUAGAGUUUUCAUGUUUAUGGUAGAAAUUCAUUAUAAAAUUGCAGCAGCAAUUCAUCAUAGGCAUAAGUGCCAUCGUCUUGCUGGAAUCGAGGUGCUUAUAAAUAUUCUUGCUCAUAGAGCUGCUGUUCCAAGCACAACCUUUUAUGUUUUCAACUUGGUGGGGCCAUUUAUUAGCUGUCCUGCUUUACAAGAGCAAUGUGUGUGUAUAAUUCAUGCAUUAUUGGUACGUUUACGAAAGAAUCCAUCUCCUGAAAUCACCUGUGUGCUUGGGGAACAACUACAGUUUCUGGUUUCCAAGUUAGUGGCAAGUUGUAUUCCUUAUGAAACCAAAGAAGGAUGUCCUAGCACUAAAUCAUCACAAGUUCUAUCUCUUCUCCGUAUGUUAACUGUGGAUUCUGAUCCUUCAAUGUAUGAUUAUAUCAGAGAAUUGGAAUCCUUCCCUGAAUUAGGAAUCUUCGAUGAGAUAAGGCAAUUCCAUGAAGGAUUAUGCCUUGCUUACUCUUUUGGGGACCUGUUAUUGAAGUUUGUGAAGAGGUCAUGCUUUCUUCCACCAAGGAUACUUUUCUCAAGUCUUAAGGCAUUGCACAGCAAGUUAUUGGUUGAAGAAACUCUCAUGAGAGGAGGAACUACUGAAGAUUUUUCCAAAGACAGAUAUUGGCAUGGUGAUCGUGAAAUUGUCCAUGCAAUCUGGAGACUUGUUCGCAUGUGUAGUUCAAAUGAUGCAAGCUGUGUUCGAGAAUUGGUGUCAGAUUUCAUAUCCAGGGUUGGUGCAGGGGACCCACAUUCUGUUGUUUUCCAUUUUCCUGGUGUGACCAGCCAUAUCCAUGUUGGUAAAUUAAUGGAUAUCUGUGAUAAAAUGGAAACUGGUUCUAACAUGGAGACAUGCUUAUCUGAAGAACUCCUGAUUGUCCUUAUGAAAUUUCUAAAGAAGUAUCUGAUGGAUGAUUCUGUGAAGAUUAUUGAUAUGGCAUCACAGACUCUUCGGGGAAUCCUUUCCACUGAAAGAGGCCAGAGUGCUUUACGGUCUUUUGAUUCCUAUGAGAGUUCUCUGAUUGAGGUGCAUUCCAAGGGUGUCAAUAUUGAACUUGUGGAUAAUUUCCUUUUGGACCUGGAAAAGAAGUCAGAAGUUGAGGCAAUUUCACUAGAGAAGUCUUCUGUGUGGUUGACGCAUGGUAAAUCUUUUGAGAUGUGGAUUUGCCCAUUGGCAUAUUCGCUGAUUUUCUACUGCAAUGAUGUGAUACUGAGGUUGUGUCAGGAUAUUGUAUUUCUUAAAGCUGAAGUCGCUGAGCUUCUUUUGCCAAGUAUUUUUGUCAAUAUUGCUGGAAGGAAGGAUGUGGAUAUUGAUCUUCACAAAUUAAUCUCUUUACAGUUGCGAGAGCAUGUUUUUGCUGAGUCCAACAAGUUGACCAAAUCGAUUCAAGUAUUAUUAAAUUGCCUUAAUGAACUUCGCAUCUCUCACGUUGCGGAAAGAUCUUUUGUACAAACAAAGCGAGAAAAUUCCAAGAGUUCAAAGACUUCAAGUUACAGCAACAAAUCACGAUUAACACCAGCGAAGGCAAGAGACCUUUCCAUUGCGUCAAAUGUAUUGGCAAAGUCAGCAUCCUCAUGGGAUAAGGUGUAUUGGUUUUCCGUUGAUUAUCUUUUAGUUGCAAAGUCAGCAGUUAGUUGCGGAUCAUAUUUUGCCUCUGUGAUGUAUGUGGAACAUUGGUGUGAAGAGCAGUUCAAGGUUUUGUCUUUGGGGGGGCCAGAUUUCUCCCACAAGAAAAUGUUGCCAGAUCAUAUUGAAAUACUUGUCUCAGCAGUCACUAGAAUCAAUGAACCUGAUAGCUUAUACGGAAUUCUUCAGUCUCACAAGUUGAGUUCUCAAAUCAUCACUUUUGAGCAUGAGGGAAACUGGGGAAAGGCCCUUGAAUACUAUGACUUGCUUGUAAGAUCAGAUAUUUCAAAACUGGAGGAUAGCAGUUUUUUUAGUUUGCCAUCAGAUCACACGCAAGCAGCAGGUUCUUCAUCUAUUUCCACAACGGUUGAUCAGAUAAGGCAAUUCAAGCCUUACAAAGGGUUGAUUAGAUCGUUACAGCAGAUUGGAUGCACACAUGUUCUGGACUUGUAUUGCCAAGGGUUAACAUCAAGGAAUGACCAGCUUCAGCAUGAUUUAGAGUUUGCUGAAUUGCAGUAUGAGGCUGCUUGGCGUGCUGGGAAUUGGGAUUUCUCUUUACCAUGUACAGGAACUUCUACUCCUUUAAUGCAGAAUACUAAAUGCGAUCAUUUCAACGGCAGUCUACACAGUUGUUUGAGAGCACUCCAGGAGGGGGACUUGAGUGACUUCUGUAGAAAGUUGAAAGAUUCAAAGCAGGAGCUUUUGUGGUCUGUUUCUCAAACAAGUGAAGAGAACACACAGUACAUUUACUCAAAUAUAAUGAAACUUCAGAUGCUUUAUCAUCUUGGCAUGGCAUGGGAUUUACGUUGGAGAUCAUCUCAACAUAAAAGUUCAAAGCUCUGUCUUGAAAAGCAAAGCGUGUCUCCUGAGCCUGCAAUUCCUAGCAUCGAACAGUUGUCAUGGCUGAAUUUGGAUUGGUGCUCAAUUUUGGAACGGAUGCAGCUGCAUAUGCAUCUAUUAGAACCUUUUAUAGCAUUUCGGCGGGUUCUAUUUCAGAUAUUAAGUUGCAGAGAUUAUUCUUUACAACAUCUUCUGCAAUCUGCCUCCACUCUUCGAAAGGGAUCUAGGUUCUCUCAAGCAGCAGCUGCUUUGCAUGAGUUUAAGUUCCUUUGUGUUGAAGCCAAAGGGGAAUCUUCAUCCAUGUAUUGGCUAGGAAGGCUUGAAGAAGCAAAGCUUUUGCGAGCUCAAGGUCAACAUGAGAUGGCUAUCAACCUCGCAAUGUAUAUUUCAGAGAACUAUGGGUCUAAUAACGAGGCUUCAGAUGUAUAUCGGUUGAUUGGGAAGUGGCUGGCAGAAACCAGAUCUAGCAACUCUAGAACAAUUUUAGAGAAGUAUUUGAAAACUGCAGUCUCAAUCACUGAGAAAGUGAACGCUACUGAUAAGAAGUCCAUUGAACGCAAGUGUCAGACUCAUUUUCAUCUUGCACAUUAUGCUGAUGCGCUAUUUAGGAGCCAUGAAGAACGACUCAGCUCUAGUGAGUGGCAAGCAGCAAUGCGGUUAAGGAAACACAAGAAAGUGGAGUUGGAGGCACUUGUAAAAAGAAUAAGGAGCUCAAGAAAGGGGGAGAAGACUGACUGUUCCUUGAAGAUAGUAGAACUGCAAAAGCAAGUAGCUAUGGACGAGGAAGAGGCUCAGAAACUGCAGGAUGACCGAGACAAUUUUCUUAGCCUGGCUUUGGAGGGAUAUAAAUGUUGUUUAGUCACUGGAGACAAGUAUGAUGUGAGAGUGGUGUUUCGUCUAGUUUCCUUGUGGUUCAGUCUCUCUUCCCGAAAAAAUGUAGUGAAUGCUAUGCUUAGCACAAUCAAUGAGGUUCAAUCUUUCAAAUUUUUACCUUUAGUGUACCAAAUUGCUUCUAGAAUGGGUAGCUCAAAGGAUGAUCAGGGAACUUGUAAUUUCCAGUCUGCUUUGGUGUCUCUUGUGAAGAAAAUGGCCAUUGAUCAUCCAUACCAUACAAUACUUCAUCUUUUGGGUCUGGCAAAUGGUGACCGCAUCAAGGGCAAUCAGCGUAGUAGAAGUUCAUUUGUGGUUGAUAUGGACAAAAAACUUGCGGCAGAAAACCUUCUACAUGAGCUAUCGUCUUAUCAUGGAGCUAUUAUCCAACAAACAAGGCAAAUGGUGGAGAUUUAUAUCAAACUUGCUGAGAUGGAAACAAGGAGAGAGGAUACCAAUAAAAGGGUGAUUCUGCCAAGAGAGCUACGUAGUGUUCCAGCAUUGGAACGCGUACCUGUAGUCACAGCUACUGUUCCAAUCGACUAUAGCUGUCAGUAUGAUGGAACUUUUCCUUAUUUCAAAGGACUAGCAGAUUCAGCAACGAUAAUGAAUGGUAUAAAUGCUCCAAAAGUGGUUGAGUGCCUUGGAUCUGAUGGUUCCAGGUAUCGACAACUUGCAAAAUCCGGAAAUGACGACCUAAGACAAGAUGCUGUGAUGGAACAAUUCUUUGGUUUAGUUAACACAUUCCUGAGGAACCACCGAGAUACAUGGAAAAGAAGGUUAAGUAUACGGACCUACAAGGUUGUUCCUUUUACACCAAGUGCCGGUGUUCUUGAGUGGGUCAAUGGCACUCUUCCUCUUGCUGACUAUCUCAUAGGGAGCACCAGAAACGGCGGUGCUCAUUGUCGAUAUGGAGUAGGGGAUUGGGCAUUUCUUAAAUGUAGAGAGCACAUGGCCAAUGAAAGGGACAAACGCAAAGCGUUCCAAGAAGUUUGCAAGAAUUUCAGGCCAGUUAUGCAUCACUUUUUCUUGGAGAGAUUUUUCAAGGCAGCUGAGUGGCUUGAGAAGAGACUAGCCUACACCCGAAGCGUAGCUGCUAGUUCUAUGGUUGGUUACAUAGUUGGCCUCGGUGAUCGACAUUCAAUGAAUAUUUUAAUUGAUCAAGCCUCUGCUGAGGUUGUUCACAUAGAUCUUGGUGUUGCCUUUGAACAAGGUUUGAUGCUUAAGACUCCAGAACGGGUUCCAUUUCGGCUGACAAGAGACAUAAUUGAUGGAAUGGGCAUAACCGGAGUAGAGGGGGUUUUCAGAAGAUGUUGUGAGGAAACUCUUUCUGUUAUGCGAACAAACAAAGAUGCAUUGUUGACAAUUGUUGAAGUUUUUAUCUAUGAUCCUCUUUAUAAGUGGGCCUUAUCUCCUCUAAAAGCCUUGCAGCGUCAGAAGGAAACAGAAGAUGAUUUGGAUACAACUUUCUUGGAACCUCAUGGUGACAACGAAGGAAAUAAGGAUGCUACCCGUGCACUAUUGCGUGUCAAGCAGAAGUUAGAUGGAUACGAAGAAGGUGAAAUGCGGAGUGUACAUGGGCAGGUUCAACAACUCAUUCAAGAUGCAAUUGAUCCUGAGCGAUUGUGCCAAAUGUUUCCUGGUUGGGCAGCUUGGUUAUAGCGUGAACAAGGAAAUCCACGUACAGUUGGCCCUCUGACCGCUGAGUUAUCUUGUAUAGGCGGCAUAUUCCAUUCAUAUUGCAGAGGCUAAUCUUUUCCUUCUCUCUUAUAUGUAAUCUAAACCUGUACAUUGAACCAUACGUCUACAUAUCUUGUUUUUUCUGUUGAGUACGAAAAGGCGAAGCUCCAUGUUACCUGCUUUUUGUCGCAGAGCUGGGAAUUUUGUCAAGUCCCGCCUCGCUUCGCCAACUGCCAGAAGCUGGCGUUGUAGAAAUAUCUUGGUUCUCGUCAUCAGAUACUUUACAUAUCCAAACCAUUAUCCAAUUUUGUGCCUUUUGGGGGAAAAGAAAUAAAGGAUCAGUUGAAUAGUUCUUGGGUGGUUU